Molecule: messenger RNA, 744 nt
Organism: Colletotrichum abscissum
Lineage: Eukaryota; Fungi; Ascomycota; Sordariomycetes; Glomerellales; Glomerellaceae
Exons: 1
Coding region: 1-744 (247 amino acids)
Source: RefSeq, a predicted model, not a curated record
AUGGCACGCCAGGGCAAUGUAAAAACGGCCUCCUCAGGCUCGGCCGCGGCGAUGGGCUCAUCCUCCACGGAUCCCACGUCCGCACCCUCCCCGCGCGACCGCAUUAUGACGCACAUGAACCGCGACCACCAGCGCGAGCUCUCCCUUUACCUGCGCCACUACGCUGGCCUCAGCCGCUCCGCCGCCUCGUCGCCGUGGCUCAAGGACUGUACCUUCGAAGGCAUGACCAUCGCGGCUGGCGGGCUCGGCGGCAAGGAGUUCUUCAUCGAAUUCAAGCCGGCCCUCACGGCGUGGGAGGACGUGCGGCCCGCCGUCGUGGAGAUGGCGCGCGCGUCGCAGCAGGCGCUGGGGUACAGCGACAUCACCGUCGGGCACUUUGCGCCGCCGCAGGGCUUUGACGUGGUUGUGUUUGGGGCCGUUGCGUUCUACUUUGUCUGCUGGCUCACGCUUGGGUUUGUGCUGCCCGGCACGCCGAUCUGGUCCUUCCUCCAGACCGCGUUCCCCGGCGGCCCAAGGUUCUAUCGGUGGUUGGUCAAGGCCAUAUUUCUGCCCGUCUUGGGAAUCCACCUGAGCGAGUGCUAUUGGUUCCACCGCACGAGGCUUCACAGGCACGGCAUCGAGUUUGGAACGGGCUUGUGGUGGACGUGGAUCGGAAGUCUGUUCUUUGAGGGACUUCCUGGCUUCUGGAGGUUCGAUGGCAUUGUCGCGGCCAAGAGGCAGGAGAAGGAGAGCAAGAGCCACUGA